UCCAUUUAGAGACCCUGGUCACACACGUAGUGUCCUAAGAAAUUCACUUUGUGCUGGGCAAAGCGGCACUUGCUUAGCUUGGCGUAGAAACCAUGUCUGCGCAAGCGAUCAAGGACGUCGCGGAGGUGUCUGGGGUGCUCCUCAAGGGUACGACUAUAGACCAGGAUAUCGUCGAGGUAGACGAGAAUGUACUACUCCAGGAUGUCCCUGAAGAUGUCGUUCAUCGCCCUCUGGAAGGUAGCGGGUGCGUUGGUAGGGCCGAACGGCAUCACCGUGAACUCGUAGUGGCCGAAUCGCGAUCGGAACGCGGUCUUCGGCUAGUCGGCUGCAACGACGCGGAUCUGAUGGUCAUCGGAACGAGGCAUGGGGUAGCUGUUCUUAACCGUGUAGCGGUUGAGGCCGCGGUAGUAGAUGCAGAGACGAAGAGUUCCAUCCGCUUUGCGAGCAAAGAGGACAGGUGCACCCCACGGGGAGUUGCUGGGUUUAAUGAAACCCGGUCUCGUGAGCUCCUCAAGCUGACGCUUGAGUUCGGUGGCCUCGGGGAUCGAGAGUUUGUAGGGUGCCUGGUGGUGAACACGAUAGUCAGGCACGAGCUGAAUGGAGUGCUCGACGUCGCGCAUCGGUGGGAUGCCGGCGUACGAGAACAACGAUGGGAAAACGUCAUGGUACUCGCGGAUGAGGUCACGAACUGCGGGCUCCAAGUCAACCAUAUAUCGUGCGAGUUCCUCAGUGUCAGCGUCAGCGCGCGACGACGGGUUGGACUCGACGGACGGCGGAGGGACGGAAGUAGAGAUGGGAGUCAUGGAGAUAGAGGGAGGAUCUGGCUCCAGAGGGAUGAGCUCGGCGUCGGGACAGGGUGGAUCAUAGUGUAACAAAUCCGUCACGUCCACCAUAAAGAAGGUGACGUCGUCCUGUCGAAUGAAGUGAGCGAACUGCCGAGGCAAGGUGACAGUGAUAGAGGAAGAUGGUGUGGGCACUAAAGGCUCCAGGGGAGAAGGAUCGGGGUGUGGUGUCGCGCGUGGUACCUAUGAAAGGUACGCGAUACGUCUGUCCACACUUCGUUUUGAGAACGAGAGUGUUGGUCGCCCAAUCGGCCUCGGUGCUGCGGAACCGACGAGACCACGGAGUGCCGAGAAUGAAGUCGUACCCCGUCU
Chara braunii is the source of this 1154-nucleotide messenger RNA. Lineage: Eukaryota; Viridiplantae; Streptophyta; Charophyceae; Charales; Characeae. The record is from the annotation of a GenBank genome assembly.